Messenger RNA from Aspergillus tubingensis, 576 nucleotides. RefSeq lists its product as uncharacterized. NCBI's taxonomy places the organism in Eukaryota, Fungi, Ascomycota, Eurotiomycetes, Eurotiales, Aspergillaceae. Bases 1 to 576 code for a protein of 191 amino acids. The record is from RefSeq and is a predicted model, not a curated record. The transcript has 2 exons.
AUGUCCCUACUCACCCCACCACCCAUUACCAUCGAAGACCUCCACGCUUUCCAAGCAAAACACUUCCCGGGGAGCGUCAUCGCCCAGACACCACAGCCACAGCCACAACAAGUGACGAAUACCAACCAGCCCGAAGAACAAUACACCUUGGAAGAAGAAGAGUAUGAAUACUACUACGAAGAAGAAGACCUAGGCUACUACCCCGACGGCGUGAAACGCACCCUCACGGACGAGCAAAUCCGCAUAUUCAGACAUAGUGAGAUCCAUGCGUUGAGGAGGGAGAAGGAGUUGCGUGAGGAGGAGGAGGAGGCGGAUGCUGCUGCUGCUGCUGCUGCUGCUGCUGCUGCUGCUGCGGAGCGUGCCGUAGUUGCAGAUGCGAAUGCAAAACCAGAUGCGGCUGGUACAGAACAAGCGAGCAAGUCUCGGGUAGAAGGGGAAGAAGAUGCGGAUGUGAAGAUGGAUUAUGGGGAUGGGGAUGGGGGUGCUUCUGCUUCUGCUUCGAAUACGACUUCGAAGGCGGCUUCUAGGCCUGUGCCGCAGUUUACGGGCAGGAGGAUCAUUUCGUAUGAUGAUUGA